AUGGGUAAUGCUUAUGAAACUUACAGAUUUGAUAGUGGUUACUUUGUUCUUUAAACAGAUAAGCCCCAUUACCAUCCAGGAGACAUAGUUAGUGGGAAAAUUUUCAUCAGAUGUAUGAGGCCUGUUGAUGCAAAAUAGAUUGACAUUGAAAUUUAAGGCAAGGAAAAAGGUUCUUGGAUGGAUAUUGAGUAUAUAGAAAUUAUUGAUUCUGAAGGUCUUAGAAGAUUAUAAAAAAAGGAUAUAAAGAGAAAAUAUCGGCGAAAUAUAAUAGAUCAUUCUGGGAUUUUAUUUAAGUUUCCCCCAUAAGGAAUGAUACCAGGAGAUUUUGUAAUUCCUUUUUAGUUUCAACUUCCAUAAGGUGUUCCUGCAACCAUAUUUAUUAAGUAAGAAAAGCAUUCAAAAAAGCUUAAAGGAUUCAUAAAAUAUUACAUUAGAGGAAGCUUGAUCACAGUCAAAGAUAUUCCUGAAAUGGGCUAUAAAUAAGGUCUAGUUGUUAGAGAAAAGCUACAAGAUGAUAAAAUUUAGUCAAGGGUAUAAUAAGGCUUUAAAAUUAAGACUUGGUGCUGCUUGAAUAAAGGAAUUUCAAGUCUCGAAAUAUAACUAAAUCAAAAGAUUUAUGAGCCUGAUGAUAAAAUCAUUAUCGAAGCAUGA
Stylonychia lemnae is the source of this 651-nucleotide messenger RNA. The record is from the annotation of a GenBank genome assembly. NCBI's taxonomy places the organism in Eukaryota, Ciliophora, Spirotrichea, Sporadotrichida, Oxytrichidae.